AAACCUGUACUAUCAUACAAACCUAUACGAUCAUACAAACCUGUACUAUCAUACAAACCUACCUGUACUCUCAUACAAACCUAUACUAUCAUACAAACCUGUACUAUCAUACAAACCUAUACUAUCAUACAAACCUGUUCUCUCAUACAAACACCUGUACUCUCAUACAAACCUGUAUUCUCAUACAAACCUUUAUUAUCAUACAAACCUGUACUCUCAUACAAACCUGUAUUCUCAUACAAACCUGUACUCUCAUACAAACCUGUACUCUCAUACAAACCUGUACUAUCUUACAAACCUAUAUUUUCAUACAAAUCUCAAUAG
Mizuhopecten yessoensis (Yesso scallop) is the source of this 324-nucleotide messenger RNA. RefSeq names its product adhesive plaque matrix protein-like. The record is from RefSeq and is a predicted model, not a curated record. NCBI's taxonomy places the organism in Eukaryota, Metazoa, Mollusca, Bivalvia, Pectinida, Pectinidae. The annotation marks the transcript as partial. The transcript is spliced from 4 exons.